This is a messenger RNA of Betta splendens (Siamese fighting fish), 5753 nucleotides long. RefSeq names its product cylindromatosis (turban tumor syndrome), a (gene cyld). Gene Ontology annotation, cellular component: cytosol. Gene Ontology annotation, molecular function: cysteine-type deubiquitinase activity; K63-linked deubiquitinase activity. Lineage: Eukaryota; Metazoa; Chordata; Actinopteri; Anabantiformes; Osphronemidae. The transcript is spliced from 18 exons. The coding region runs from base 616 to 3657 and encodes 1013 amino acids. The record is from RefSeq and is a predicted model, not a curated record. Gene Ontology annotation, biological process: regulation of mitotic cell cycle; necroptotic process; regulation of intrinsic apoptotic signaling pathway.
GACGCGUUUUAGCCUAUGUCGCGCUAGCUACUUCCCUCUCUUAAAGGGCCUUUUCAUACUGUAUGUGAUGACAUACCGCUGCUGUGUUGUCGCGGAAAAGGUUCAUUGAAACGAGUCAUGAAAUUGCGCCCAAUGACGCCAACGCUGACAUGAACAAAACUGUAAUCAGCUGCGUAGCUGUCAUGUCACUCAGCGCCAAAUGCAUGUGAAGUCGGGUCGGCGUCAGCAAUGUCACGUUGGGAUUUCUUUACAUUGCCACUCGAGCAUUGUGUUAGCGCCGCGUUUGUCUAACAACGUUGAUCUGUUCCUCGGAUGCCGUCACGUCAUGUACUGAGCUUGUCCAGCUUCUGCUGACAUUGUUGAAACCGAUGACGGAUAGCGAGAGUUGACGGUGUCGGCUGACUGAUCAGCAUAUUUUAAAUGUCAUCAGGGGAAAUCCAUUGUGCAGGUAUCAGCCUUGCCCUGGGUGUUGAAGUCAACUGUCUGCUUCUGGCCUAUUUUUAGAAUAUUUAAAAGUCACAGAGCGUUACCGCAUAGACGUGAUUACACUAACUGAUGGUUAUAUCACAUACGACUGAUCAAAGCUAAACAUAUACGUAUGCAGCUGAUCAAAGAAUGCUACCCAAAGUCUGUGAUGUUGGACCUCCUCCCCAGCAUGCAGCCAUGAGCUCUGUCCUGUGGAGCCAGGAGAAGCCCAGUGGGGGCUUCAGGGAGGACUGCCGCUUCUACAUGGUUGUGAAGGAGUGUACAGCAGAGAAACCUCCUCAGAAGACCCUCCGAAUCCCUCGUGGCAGCCUCGGCCAGGCGUGCCAGGAGCGCAACAACUUGGGACGAACAAUACCCACAUGCAAAGGCAAAAAAAGUCUCCGCAUUCUGGACCAGACCAACGUGGUGCUGAGCCUGGAUGAGCGGGAUGUCCUGGAGCUGGACGAGAAGCUGGCUGAACUGCUGUUCCCUAUUACCAACUGUGAGGAGAGAUACGCCCUGCUCAGAAACAAGUCGCGGCUAGAGCGGGUCCGGGAUAUCGACUGUGGCUCCAAGGUGCGCGUCCAGCUGCGCUCCGGUGACGACCCUCUGCCCGGUGUGGUCCGCUUCAAGGGUUCGUUGCUCCCUGACAGGGCUCCCUCUGGAAUCUGGUUUGGAGUCGAACUGCUGGAGGAAGGCCGGGGCCAAGGAUUCACUGAGGGAUCAUACCAGGGCCGCCAACUAUUCCGCUGUGAGGAGGAGUGCGGCGUAUUCGUGGCCCUAGACAAGCUUGAACUCUGGGAGGAUGAUGAUGAUGAACCCUUGGGAGAGCUGGAGGUGGACCAUGUCAAUCUAGUGGAAGAAGAACAAGACUUCCCACCACUGGAGAUCAACUCCAGGGUUCUGGUGCAAACCAGGGAAGGACCUGAGAGAGGCACCAUCAUUUUUUGCGAUCUACUUCCAGGCAAUGAAAGCCUGGGUUACUAUGUGGGAGUUGACAUGGACAAUCCUAUUGGAGACUGGGAUGGUAUGAUUGACGGAAAACUGUUGUGUAAUUUUGCCAGUUUGGAGCACACGAAACUCGUCCCCAUCUGUGACGUAAUGCCAGAAUAUUCCAUGCAGGACCAAAGGCUGCAAAAGCACAGUUUUGCCCCCAGAGGCAGCAGCAGUGACAAGUCGUCCUCUGGCCAAACCAAACCAAAGAGCAAAGGAUUAGUUCACCAGUGUGGCAGUAGGAGCAAGUCUGAGUUUUACUAUACUUUAAAUGGCAGCUCUAUUGAUGCCCCCAUCCAGUCCAAAUCCAAAAGCACAUGGUACAUUGAUGAAGACCUCCAGUGGUUGAAGUGCAACACACUUUCAACCGGAAGAGGUCAGUUAAACAGGAAUUUACAAUCUAAAGAUUGGAAUCUCCACAUUGUUGGGGAGGACCCCGCCAAGUCACUUACUGAAACACCCCCUGACUUCAAGCAGUCCUCCCCACCCUCCCGGGCCCCACCUGCUUCCUUGUUGUCCAGUGACAACAAGUUCCACUCCUUGCCCUUCAGCCUGAACCGGAAGACUGGGCCCACUGAUAGUAUGAGUCAUGGGCCGCUCUCCCUCUCUGUUCAGUCGGUGAUGGGAGAGCAGCCAGAGCCCCCGUCUCCGGCUGCCCCUUCCUCGCCCCGGCCUCCGACACCUCCCCGGGGACAGCCAGGCCUGGAGGUGGGCUCUCUGGUGGAGGUGAAGGAGAACCCCCCACUAUGUGGUGUCAUUCGCUGGGUUGGUCUUCCCCCUGGCCUGCUAGAGCCUCUAGCUGGACUGGAACUGGAAGAUGAAUGUCCUGGUUGCACUGACGGUACCUUCAAAGGCACCCGGUACUUCACCUGUCCACCCAAAAAGGCUCUGUUCGUGAAGCUGAGGAGCUGUCGGCCUGACUCCCGCUUCCCGUCUCUCCACCACUCCUCCAAUCCCAUAGAGCGAUGCAACUCAAUUGGUGAGGCAUUAGCAUUUGGGGGUUACCUGAGUGAGGUAGUGCACGAGAACACGCCUCCCCGCACAGAGAACGAUGGUUUGGACAUCAUGGUGGGGAAGAAGAAAGGCAUCCAGGGCCACUACAACUCCUGUUACCUGGAUUCAACCCUAUUCUGUCUUUUCUCAUUUAGUUCUGUACUGGACACGGUUCUGCUGAGACCACGGUCGAAGACGGAUGUAGAGUAUUAUAGAGAGACCCAAGAGCUGUUGCGCACAGAGAUAGUCAACCCACUGCGCAUACAUGGUUAUGUGUGUGCUACUAAAGUGAUGAAGCUACGAAGGAUACUAGAGAAAGUAGAAGCUGCGUCAGGGUUUACGUCUGAAGAGAAAGAUCCUGAGGAGUUCCUCAACAUCCUUUUUCAUCACAUAUUAAGAGUGGAUCCAUUACUUAAGUUAAGACCCACGACUCUGUUCUCCAGGUCGGCAGGACAGAAGGUCCAGGACUGUUACUUUUAUCAGAUCUUCAUGGACAAGAAGGACAAGGUUGGAGUUCCCACCAUCCAGCAGCUUCUAGAGUGGUCUUUCAUCAACAGUGACUUGAAGUUUGCGGAGGCUCCCUCCUGCCUUAUCAUCCAGAUGCCUCGCUUCGGCAAGGACUUCAAAAUGUUCAACAAGAUUUUCCCUUCGCUAGAGUUAGACAUCACAGACCUUCUGGAAGACACUCCGAGGGAAUGUCGAAUCUGCGGAGGCCUGGCUCUGUACGAGUGUCGAGACUGUUACGAGGACGGGGAUAUCACCGCUGGCAAGAUUAAACAGUUCUGUGAAAAGUGCAAUACACAGGUCCACCUCCACCCGAGGAGGAAAGCCCAUCGGCACAGCAAACUGUCCGUCCCCAAGGAGCUACAAGAAGGUACGGGUCGUCAGGGCAGUUAUCCCCGUCAGAAGAUGGAGCUGUUCGCUGUGCUGUGCAUCGAAACCAGCCACUACGUGGCCUUCGUCAAGUACGGCAGCGCAGAUUCAGCCUGGCUCUUCUUCGACAGCAUGGCUGACCGUGACGGAGGCCAGAACGGUUUUAACAUUCCCCAGGUGUCUCCCUGUCCAGAAGUAGAGGCCUACCUAAAAAUGACCCCAGAGGAGCUGCAUGCACUGGAUCCUAAGAGCAUCCAGGGCCAGGCGCGGCGCCUGCUGUGCGACGCCUACAUGUGCAUGUACCAGAGCCCGACCAUGAGUCUGUACAAGUAGAGUCCUCUCCCCAGAGACCUGCCCCUGUAUUCCCGCGCAGCCACACCACCCCAUCCUCCCCAGGACAGAGGAGUCCCAGAAAGACCAAAAACGACAAACUGUAAACUGUUUAAACUGAAUAAGGCUGCCUACCAGCAGGGGCGUGGUUGCUGAGUUUACUCUCCUCACCCCACCUCUCUUGAAAUGCCUCCAUCUCUGCAGCCUCUAGAGAUGGAGGAGAGCGUGAGAAGCCUAUUUGCACUGUGCAUUAGUUGAGGUGUUGUGUUCUUCAUGUAGUCCUAUGUAGCUUCCCCGUGUCUCACAGCAGAGCAUCGACGGUGGGCGGUGACUUUAUGAAACGCUCCCUGUUCAGGGAGGACGGACAGACUGGGUGGCAGGUCAGGCUCGUGACACUGCGGGCGACAGAACAUGCAACAAUAACGAGCUCGCGGGAGCUCGAGGGAGGAUCUCCGCCACCUCAUGUACCUUAAGACAAGAGGAGUCCUGCUUUUCUUAAUCACUGUAAAAGUUGGGAGCUUUCCAGAAUGCCACAGCGAGGACGCAGAGCAGCGGGCAUUUCCUCACCCCACCUGUGUGUACUGGUCUAAAACGUCGUGUAAAAUCUCUUAGUAGCAUAGAUUUCUCCAGGUAGUAACAUCAACAGUAUAGAUGUCAACCUACUGUGCAGUUGCAUUAAAACGAGAGUAUUUUUGCUCUUUGUGAACCAGUUUGCAUAUUUUCCCAUCACACUGUGUAAAUGUCUGUGUUUUGCAGAAACAGAUGUAGCCAUUGUAAAAGUCUCAUGUUUUUUUUGCUGCACACUUGCUCAACCAAUGCUGCACUUUUGUUAUAUCCCCAAGUGGACCUAUCAGGAAACAUUUAGGUUUUGUCCGUUUCUUUUUCCUCUGCUAUUGGAAGGCGCAGCGAGUGCUAAUUUGCUGGUUGGUCGACGUGGGUUUUGUGUUGCAGGAUACAAAUUCACCUCUUCUCUGUAGCUUUAAGGAGCGCUCUGCAUUGCUAAUGCAGAGUAGAUGCCAGAUAAAUGCAUGAGGGGAGACUUGUACAAUGGCUCCUGUUGUGAAGCGGCUUGGUGAAGCACUCCACGCGUUCAUAGGGUCAGCGAGGUAAAAAUACUGGAAGAAUGCGUCUGAGUGCCAUGUGAGGAAUUUCACAUGCAGUGUUUUUUUUAAGUGUCUAACUCACGGUGAUGACUAAAUUUAAAUUAUAUUUUAUGUUUACAAAGCCUUGUUUCUGCCUGUCCUGGUGGUCCUGACCUUCUUUGGGUAGAGGAGCAAGUAUUGACUGUCGCUGCCUUUCACAAACAUGUAACCUGCAAUGUUUCCAGCCAGGCACCAUAUAACAAAGACUUGUGGUCAAAAUCUUAUUUAUUAUGUUCUAAUCCUAUUACAAAGAUAUAUAUAUAUAUAUAUAUAUAUAUAUAUAUAUAUAUAUUGUCCCGUUUGGAAAACAAAAUGAAACAGGGUUGAUAAUACUGUAGGUUUUGGGUACUCCUUGUCCUCUUUCACUGUAUGUUGAAGUGAAUUUUGUAGUUUAUGCUCCCUCAAAGCAACUACUGAAUGUUAAUAGUGACACAUUGGGCGGUUUAGACUUAAGGGUGGGAAAUGAAGAGGCACAAGGCGGGUAACCUUGAGUCAACAUAUGUGUAUUUAAAUUAAAAGAUUUCAAGUUUGAUCCUUGACUCAUUGUAUUUCAGUUUUACAGAAUACUUGAAGUAUACCAGUCAUACUACAAAAACACAAAAUUGAAUGUAGCCAAGCUACAGAGGUUGGCGUCAGCAUUACAGUAUAUAUAUAUUUUCCUAAAUCACAAGUUUCAGUAGUGAUGAGUGUAAAGUGUUUAACGGUAUUUUAUAAAUUUGAUUCCCGAUGAAACUCUUCAGGUGUUUUGACUGUUUCACUGAUUCAGAGAGCGGAACUUCCUCUGGGAACUUUUCUGCACUGCUCGUUCUCUGUGGGAGAACCCUCGGAACAGAGGACUGGAUUUUGGUUACUGUUUUCUGUUGCAUCUCUACAGUAUGGACGUAUGUGACAGGUGGAAAGUUAUUGUCAGUAGUGUUCUUGUAAGUGUUAAGUAAAUAAAGUCCUCUAUGUAUAUUA